GGAAUGGAUAACCAACUCCGCUUUGCUUUUGGGGUAAGCGGCGUGGGACAGGGGAUCACCACCAAGGCUUAUCUAUCUUGCUCUUGCUUAAAGUGCCUGCCUUCCCUCUUUCUUGAAGUGGGGAGUAAGUUUGAGGAUGGGAAGGGUGAGAAACGGAAACGGAUAGGGUUUUUUUCCCGGUUUUUUCGUGAAUACACUAUUUCUGGUUGGGAAAAGUGGGAUUUUGCUUCUGUUCUUUAUCUUGCACUCGUGUCUUGCUCCGUUGUACAUUUUGUGUCGUGGUUGGUAAGAGGCUGGUUGCGACGAAACAACGACGAGCCUUUUGAACAUAUGCAUAGUUGUAUAUAAGGGUAACAAACCAUAUCGUCGCCAUGUACAUCUCCAUCCUCCCCCUGGCCCUCAGCCUAGCCAGCACCUUCACCCUCACAUCCGGCCUUCCGGCCCCAUUUCGCUACUCCCCAGAACAAGAACAAUGCGUCCUCAACCUUGACCCUUCAACCGCGCCAAAUGGCACCCGCGGGGCCGUCGCCUCCGAAUCCAAACUCUGCUCCCAAAUCGGCAUCGACAUGAUCUCCAAAGGCGGGACGGCAGCCGACGCCCUCGUAGCAGCAACCCUCUGCGUGGGGGUAAUAGGAAUGUACCACUCGGGCAUCGGCGGCGGCGGCUUCAUGCUCGUCCGCGACGAGCUUGGCCGCCAUGAGGUCAUCGACUACCGGGAGACUGCCCCUUCUUCUGCGCACAAAGACAUGUACAAACAUGAUCGAAACGCCUCAGUGAUUGGGGGGUUGGCGGUGGGGGUGCCGGGGGAGAUUAGAGGGCUGGGGUAUCUGCAGGAAAAGUAUGGGAGGUUGGGGUGGAAGGAGGUGGUGAUGCCUGCUGUCGAGGUUGCGAGGGAGGGGUUUACGGUUGGCGAGGAUUUGGUCAAGUACAUGAAGGCUGCGAGUGCCAAUGAUGACUUUUUGGUGAGCGAUCCGGUUUGGGCGCAGGAUUUUGCGCCGAAUGGGACGUUGUUGGGAUUGGGGGAUAGGAUUACGAGGAAGAGGUUGGCGAGUACGCUUGAGAAAAUUGCCAAUGAAGGACCUGAGGCGUUCUACGAAGGAGAAAUCGCCAACUCGAUUAUCAAGACUGUUCAGGAGAAUAACGGGACGAUGACGCAUGACGAUUUGAGAGAGUAUACCAUCCGCAUGAAGCAGCCCCUCAGCAUUGAUUACCGCGGCUUCAAGCUUUACACGACGGUUGCACCCAGCAGCGGCGCAGUCACGCUCAACAUCCUCAAGGUCAUGGAGCAGUUCCCCCCUGAGGACUUGGCAGACAAGAGCUUGACUGCCCACAGGCUUACCGAGGCGAUGAAGUUUGCUUAUGGAGCACGUCAAGAACUUGGUGACCCUGAUUUCAUCAGAGGGUUGACAGCGUUCCAAAAGACCAUGUUGAGCGAGGAGAAGGCCCAACAAAUCCGCAAGAUGAUCAUGGAUAACCAGACCCAGGCUCUGGACGUGUACAACCCACAAUCGGUGUACGCUGCUGAAAGCUCGGGAACCUCUCACCUUGUUGCGUCUGACGAGACAGGCAUGACAGUUACCUCCACCACGACAAUCAACCUGCUUUUUGGGGCAAAAAUCAUGACCGACACUGGCAUCAUCCUCAACAACGAAAUGGACGACUUUUCCCAACCCGGCCGCCCCAACUCCUUCGGCUUCGAGCCCUCGCCCAACAACUUCAUCGCCCCUUACAAGCGCCCCCUGUCCUCCAUCACCCCCCUUAUUGUCGAACACGCCAGCAACGGCUCCCUUUUCUUUGCCACAGGAGCAGCCGGCGGAUCGAGGAUUAUCUCUUCUACGAUGCAAGUUGCCUUUGGGAUCAUGUCCGCCAUUGAUCAGGGACGUAGUGCCGUUGGGGAGAUGUACGAGGCCAUCAAAACCCCGAGGUUACACCACCAGCUCAUGCCUAAUGUUUUGAAUGUUGAGACGGGGUAUGACGAGAGUGUUUUUGUUGGGUUGGGGAGCAAGCAGCAUAAUGUUUCUUGGAUGGCUCCGGGACAGAGCUCAGCGCAAGGGUUGCUGAGGUUGUAUAACGGGACUUUUGAGGCGGUUGGGGAGACGAGGCAGUUGAACUCGGGUGGUUUGACUCUUUAACUCUCUUAUUUUCAGGAUACAUAAUAACGCUCACAUACAAUCAUUACCCACAGCCAGCCCUUCCCCAUUGCCCUGUCUACUUGCUAGUAUCAACCACAUACCUCCCCACAAUCUUGCCCUCCUCCAUCAUCUGGUACACCUCGCCCAGCUGGCUCAAUCCAACAGUCUUAUACGGCACCUUGAUCAAACCCCUCUGGAAGAAGUCCAACGCCUCAGCCGUAUCCUGCCUGUUGCCCACGUAGCUCCCCUUGAUAGUAAUCAUCCUAAGCACGGUAUCAAACACGGGCGCCUUGAGAUACGCCCCCGCAGGCAACCCAAUGCAAACAACUGCCCCCCUACUCCUGACAUACUCGGUCGCCUGCUGGAACGGCUUCUCCGACACAGCCAACAGCAACACAGCAUGCGGCCCCAACCCAUCCGGCGUCGCAGCCUUGACCUCCUCAACCAAAUCCUUGGACGCCAUAAAAUCAACGUAGGCACUCCCCCCCAGUUUCUUGACACUCUCCCCCUUUUCACUCCCGCCAUCAAUCCCAAUAACAUGCACUCCCAUAGCCUUGGCGUAUUGCACCGCCAUACUCCCCAACCCGCCACCCGCUCCAACAACAGCAACCCACUGGCCUGGUCUCACUCCUGAUUCCUUUAAUCCCUUGUAUACCGUAAUCCCGGCGCAGAGCACAGGAGCCACCUCCUCAAGAUCAACACCCUCAGGAAUCCGCGCGAUGUGCGCAGCCUUGGCGAUGGCAUACUGCUGGAACGACCCGUCGACCGUGUACCCCGACAAGAGGGCAGACUGGCAGAGGGGCUCGUCGGAUUGUUGGCAAAAGGAGCAGGAGAGGCACGAGCCGUUGAGCCAUUUGAUGCCUGCUGCGUCGCCUAGCUUGAUGUCGUCGGCGACUAGGGAGCCUUUUUUCACGACGAUGCCGGCGCCUUCAUGGCCGCCG
Messenger RNA from Podospora pseudopauciseta, 3073 nucleotides. RefSeq lists its product as uncharacterized. The record is from RefSeq and is a predicted model, not a curated record. Gene Ontology annotation, cellular component: plasma membrane. The coding region runs from base 372 to 2132 and encodes 586 amino acids. Gene Ontology annotation, biological process: glutathione catabolic process. NCBI's taxonomy places the organism in Eukaryota, Fungi, Ascomycota, Sordariomycetes, Sordariales, Podosporaceae. Gene Ontology annotation, molecular function: glutathione gamma-glutamate hydrolase. The transcript has 3 exons.